Molecule: messenger RNA, 2258 nt
Organism: Neogale vison (American mink)
Lineage: Eukaryota; Metazoa; Chordata; Mammalia; Carnivora; Mustelidae
Gene: SLC49A4
Product: solute carrier family 49 member 4
Exons: 9
Coding region: 294-1730 (478 amino acids)
Cellular component (GO): membrane; intracellular membrane-bounded organelle
Source: RefSeq, a predicted model, not a curated record
GUUCCUCUUCGUCCUCCCUCAGAGACUGGGGGGUCUCCUGCCUCAAUUUCCUCUCCAGUACCCGCGAGGUGGGUGCCCCAGUGCGGUACCCCAGCCUCCUCCCAGCUCGCGGCACCUGCCCCGCCUUCCAGCCCCGGGCCGGCUCGCGCGGCGCAGGCGCACCGGCCGCGGCCCCGAGGCCGAGCCCGACCUCAGCAGCUUCUGCCUCCGCCUCCUGCGACCGUAUCUGCGCGGGGCUAGUCGGCGGUCACCGAGACCGCGCUGGGCAGAGGCCCCGCGGGCCGCGCGUCGCCAUGGGCGCGGGCUGGAGCAGCGAGGAGGAGCGGCAGCCCCUGCUGGGGCCCGGGCUCGGGCCUGCGCCGGGGGCUGUCUGGAGAAGCCGGGAGGCGGCGGCGGCGGCGCUGCCCGCGGCGGCCCCGGGUCCCGGGCGGGUGUACGGGCGCCGCUGGCUGGUGCUGCUGCUCUUUUCGUUGCUGGGCUUCGCGCAGGGCCUGGUCUGGAACACCUGGGGCCCCAUCCAGAACUCGGCGCGCCAGGCCUAUGGCUUCUCCAGCUGGGACAUCGCGCUGCUCGUGCUGUGGGGACCCAUCGGCUUCCUGCCGUGCUUCGCGUUCAUGUGGCUCCUGGACAAGAGAGGUCUUCGGGUAACUGUGCUUCUGACAUCCUUCCUUAUGGUUUUGGGAACUGGUCUAAGAUGCAUACCUGUAUCAGACUUAAUGCUUAAAAGAAGACUAAUCCACGGAGGACAGUUGUUGAAUGGAUUGGCAGGCCCAACGGUGAUGAAUGCAGCUCCGUUCCUCUCUACGACGUGGUUUUCUGCCGACGAACGGGCCACUGCCACAGCCAUCGCAUCCAUGCUCAGCUAUCUUGGUGGAGCAUGCGCGUUUUUAGUGGGACCCCUUGUUGUUCCAGCCCCCAAUGGGACGUCACCUCUUCUUGCUUCGGAAACGAGCAGGACCCACAUUAAAGAUCUCAUAGAGACUGUAUUGUAUGCAGAAUUUGGAGUUGUCUGCUUACUAUUUUCUGCAACACUAGCUUAUUUCCCACCCCGGCCUCCACUUCCUCCCAGUGUUGCUGCAGCUAGCCAGCGGCUGAGUUAUCGGCGGAGCUUUUGUAGAUUAUUAAGCAACAUGAGAUUUUUGAUGAUUGCUUUAGCGUAUGCCAUACCACUUGGUGUAUUUGCUGGUUGGUCUGGAGUUCUGGACUUAAUUUUAACACCAGUGCAUGUCAGCCAGGUAGAUGCUGGCUGGAUUGGAUUUUGGUCCAUAGUUGGAGGCUGUGUUGUUGGAAUAGCUAUGGCAAGGUUUGCAGAUUUUAUCAGGGGUAUGCUGAAACUAAUUCUUCUCCUCCUGUUUUCUGGGGCUACCCUCUCAUCCACGUGGUUCACCCUGACCUGUUUGAACAGCAUCACUCACCUGCCUUUAACCACAGUGACAUUGUAUGCCUCCUGCAUUCUCCUGGGAGUGUUCCUGAAUAGCAGUAUACCUAUAUUUUUUGAGCUUUUUGUGGAAACUGUCUACCCAGUUCCAGAAGGAAUUACUUGUGGAGUUGUCACUUUCCUAAGUAAUAUGUUCAUGGGAGUACUUUUAUUUUUUCUCACAUUUUAUCACACAGAGUUGUCUUGGUUCAACUGGUGCCUUCCCGGGUCGUGUUUGCUCAGUCUCCUCCUCAUUCUGUGCUUCAGGGAAUCAUAUGACAGACUCUAUCUUGAUGUGGUUGUCUCGGUGUAAUAGCACAGACGUGAAGGAGUUGAAAGAGGGACUGGAAGUCGUACCGCACAUUUGCUUGGAGUUGCGCACCUAACAGGAGAAAAAAAGGAGAAGAGAGAAACUUCACUCAGCGGUGUUGUUAGGUUACAGAUGAUGGCGUUCAUUUCAUGACUACUAGGUAAUAAUAACGCGGGACCGGAGGGAUUGCAGGGGAUCGAAAGACUAUAAAACGGCACACCCGUGCCUGGUUCUGGGACUGGAAGUGUGGGUAGCUUACACAGAAAGCACUACCCGAAUAAUGUCCUCUAUGUUUUGUGCCAGUGCUAAACUACUGAUUGAUUAAUUGUAAUUAUGGAAAGAAAUAAAGGGUAUCUGUCACAUACCUUACCUAAGUCACAUAUCAGAAUAGGAAGAAAUGCCACUAACUUCUAAAGAAGUUUUAAACCUUCGAUCAGAUUUUAAUUAUAAAGUAGCUACAAGGUCUGUUGAUGAUAAAAAUUAGCCACGUGUACACUACGUUUUUUUCUAAUAAAGCCAUUUCUUAUAUGA